Phyllostomus discolor (pale spear-nosed bat) is the source of this 3887-nucleotide messenger RNA. It is a transcript of the gene PDZD7, whose product is annotated as PDZ domain containing 7. Gene Ontology annotation, molecular function: protein binding. The record is from RefSeq and is a predicted model, not a curated record. Gene Ontology annotation, cellular component: stereocilium tip; stereocilia ankle link complex; cilium. The coding region runs from base 245 to 3193 and encodes 982 amino acids. Gene Ontology annotation, biological process: sensory perception of sound; auditory receptor cell stereocilium organization. The transcript is spliced from 17 exons. Lineage: Eukaryota; Metazoa; Chordata; Mammalia; Chiroptera; Phyllostomidae.
GCCUCUGCGAGGCGUGGGCGGGGUCCCCUGGUGCUGCAUUCGCUCGCGCCUGCGGGCGGGCGAGCCCGCGGCCGCCGCACUCACGAGCAGGCCUCGAGUGCACACUCCAGAGAGGCAGCGGAGGUGGGGGCUCCCGUCCACUGGGACCCCCCAGUUGUGCCCAGAAGUCUCAUGGUGCCCAUAGCACGCAGGGCCCUCCUCUCAAGGGCUAGCAGGUUCCUUCUGGCCCUCUAGUCUGGCCGCAAUGGCGCGAGGUUUUUCAGUGGGUUUCGACCCACUGGGCUUUGGAGACCUAAGCUCCGGCUCUCUGAGCUCCCUCUCCUCCCGAGGCCACCUGGGCAGCGACUCAGGCUCCGCAACGCGAUACCUGCUGAGGAAGCAACAGCGGCUGCUGAAUGGGCCCCCCCGCGGAAUCCGAGCCUCGUCGCCCAUGGGCCGUGUCAUCCUCAUCAACUCCCCCAUCGAAGCCAACAGUGACGAGAGCGACAUCAUCCACGCAGUCCGGGUGGAGAAGAGCCCAGCGGGGAGGCUGGGCUUCAGUGUGCGGGGCGGCUCUGAGCACGGCCUGGGCAUCUUCGUCAGCAAGGUGGAAGCGGGCAGCAGUGCAGAGCGCGCUGGCCUGUGUGUGGGGGACAAGAUCACAGAGGUGAACGGGCUGAGCCUGGAGAGCACCACCAUGGGCAGCGCCGUGAAGGUCCUGACCGGCAGCAGCCGCCUGCACAUGAUGGUGAGGCGCAUGGGCCGCGUGCCGGGCAUCAAGUUCUCCAAGGAGAAGACCACGUGGGUGGAUGUGGUGAAUCGGCGGCUGGUGGUGGAGAAGUGCAGUUCCACGCCGUCCGAGAGCAGCUCAGAGGAUGGCGUGCGGCGCAUCGUUCACCUCUACACGACCUCUGACGACUUCUGCCUGGGCUUCAACAUCCGCGGGGGCAAGGAGUUUGGCCUGGGCAUCUACGUGUCCAAAGUGGACCACGGUGGGCUGGCCGAGGAGAACGGCAUCAAGGUGGGAGACCAGGUCCUGGCGGCCAACGGUGUCCGGUUCGACGACAUCAGCCACAGCCAGGCUGUGGAGGUGCUGAAGGGCCAGACGCACAUCAUGCUGACCAUCAAGGAGACCGGCCGGUACCCUGCCUACAAGGAGAUGGUUUCUGAGUACUGUUGGCUGGAUCGACUGAGUAACGGGGUGCUGCAGCAGCUGUCCCAGGCCUCUGAGAGCAGCUCCAGCGUCUCCUCAUACGCCUCCAGCGCCCCCUACAGCUCCGCGGAGGGCUCCGGCUCCCUGCCCUCUGACCGCAUGGACGUCUGCCUGGGGCCAGAGGAGCCCGGCAGCCGUGGGCCUGGCUGGGGGCGGGCAGACACAGCCAUGCAGACAGACCCCGACGUGGGGGGCCGCGUGGAGACCUGGUGCAGCGUGCGGCCCACGGUCAUCCUCAGGGACACGGCCAUCCGCUCCGAUGGACCCUCAACCGCCCGCCGCCUUGACUCUGCUCUCUCGGAAUCCCCCAAGACUGCCCUGCUGUUGGCCCUCAGCCGACCCCGGCCCCCCAUCACGCGCUCCCAGAGCCACCUGACCUUGUGGGAGGAGAAGAAGCAGCGGAAGAAGGAGAAGUCGGGGUCUUCUGGGGAGAAGGGGGCCCUGCAGCGCUCCAAGACACUGAUGAACCUCUUCUUCAAGGGAGGGCGGCAUGGGCAGCUGGCAGGGGACGGGCGUAGAGAGGCCUGGACGCUGGAGCGGGGGAGCCCGGCCAAGACCCGCCCCCGCCUGGACGUGGAGAAAGCAGGGGGAGUGGGACCUGUGCAGAAGUUUAUCACCUGGAGGCUGAGACGCGACCGGGAGAGGGGCCGGGCCCUGCUCUCUGCCAGGUCUGGGAGCCCCUCCAGCCAGCUGCCCAAUGUGGAUGAGCAGGUGCAGGCCUGGGAGAGCCGACGGCCCCUAAUUCAGGACCUGGCCCGGCGGCUGCUGACUGACGACGAGGUGCUGGCCAUCACCCGCCACUGCUCCCGGUACGUGCAUGAGGGCGGAGUGGAGGACCUGGUGAGGCCCCUGCUGGCCAUUCUGGACAAGCCCGCAAAGCUGCUGCUGCUGCGGGACAUCAGGAGUGUGGUGGCCCCCACGGACCUGGGCCGCUUCGACAGCAUGGUGAUGCCUGUGGAGCUGGAGGCUUUUGAGGCCCUCAAGAGCCGGGCAGUACGGCCUCCAGCCCUGCGGCCAGCUCGGCAGGACACACCACCCAAGCGUCACCUCGUCACCCCUGUGCCUGACAGCCGUGGAGGCUUCUACCUGCUGCCUGCGAAUGGCUUCCCUGAGGAGGAAGAUGACGGGGAGCUGAGGGAGCGGCUGGGGGACCUCCAGGUCUCUCUGGAUGCCUCUGCCCCCUGCCGCCCUCAUAAAGGGAUACCCCCUCUCCAGGACGUGCCAGUAGACGCCUUUGCCUCACGCCGAACCACCUGCACACCCCCUCCCCAGCCACCUCCCGUUGCUCCCCGGCCCCCGAGGCCUAACUGGCUGCUGACAGAACCCCUGUCUCGAGAAGACCCUCUCCAGAGCCAGGGCCAGGGCCAGGGCCAGGGCCAGGACCGGGCCCAGGGCCGCAGCCGCAGCCGCAGCCGCAGCCGGGGCCGAGGCAAGUCCCCUGGACGCAGGCGCUCCCCGUCCCCGGCGCCUAUCCCCAACCCCGGCACAGCCAACGGGCGCUACCACAAGCCUCGGAAGGCCAGGCCCCCUCUGCCACAACCUCUGGAUGGGCAGGCAGCCAAGGCAGGGGGCAGUCAAGGCCCCUCUGAGAAUGGAACCGGCAGGACAGCCCAGCAAGCAGCCACAAAGGCCCCUCGUGGGGAGUUGAGGACAGUCACGCUGUCCAAGAUGAAACAGUCCUUGGGCAUCAGCAUCUCGGGGGGCAUCGAGUCCAAGGUGCAGCCCAUGGUGAAGAUAGAAAAGAUCUUCCCUGGGGGCGCCGCCUUCCUCAGUGGGGCCCUGCAGGCUGGCUUCGAGCUGGUGGCAGUGGAUGGAGAGAGCCUGGAGCAGGUGACACACCAGCGAGCAGUGGACACCAUCCGCCGGGCUUAUCGAAACAAGGCUCGGGAGCCCAUGGAGCUUGUGGUCAGGGUCCCCGGGCCCGGCCCACCACCCCUGCCCUCUAACUCGUCAGCCCUCGCUGACCAACCCCUUCCUGCUGACCACGCCCCGGCCCGCUGACCCCUUGAUGCUACUCCCACGUGCUUCCAGAACCUCUCAGUGCCCUUCCCAACGGGACCCGGACCGUUCCCACUGAUGUUGGGCUCCUCCAGCUGAUGCCCAGCCGGGUCCCCUCUCCAACCCUCCAGACUCCUGGUUCUAACCCCCCGACUCUUCCCACCUACCGCCCAACCGCCCCGCUGACCCCACCAUCCUCCCGCCCUCUCCCAGACCUCGCCUGCUCACCUUCUGACUUGGGAACCUCCCACUCCUGCUUGCCUUGCCUCCUCCCAAAGCUCCACCCCGGUGGCUCAGAUCUCCCUGCUUUCUUCCCUCCCCAGCUGUCACUAAGGCUCUGCCCUUUCCAGACAAACUUAGUGUCAAGGACAAGGUGCUACUGGGCAGGCAGCCUGUGUCACCCAUUCGCUGCUUCUCACCUCCCAAGACAGGAAGAGGGUCGAGAAACCCAAGGUCUGGAACUUGGGAUUGGUGGGCAUUUUCUCCCAUCUGCCCUCGAUUCUCCCAAGCACUGAAGGACCCAGAUUCAGUCACUGCAUCCACCACCCAGUCCCAGGCAGUGUGUUCUGUGCAGGGAACACACGUCUUGACUAGUUUCUCAAACCCUGAGAGGCCGCUUCACGCUGUGGCCCAGUAGCCUCAGCUUUCCAGCCGGGUCUGUCCUUUCCUGUCUCCCUUCUCCCACUCAGACCUCUGC